Molecule: messenger RNA, 1461 nt
Organism: Ascochyta rabiei
Lineage: Eukaryota; Fungi; Ascomycota; Dothideomycetes; Pleosporales; Didymellaceae
Exons: 3
Coding region: 1-1461 (486 amino acids)
Molecular function (GO): N,N-dimethylaniline monooxygenase activity; flavin adenine dinucleotide binding; NADP binding
Source: RefSeq, a predicted model, not a curated record
AUGGCUGUAAAACGCGUAGCAGUGAUUGGGCUGGGUCCCUCUGGAGCCAUAACCAUCGACGCGCUUGCGCAGGAACAAGCCUUUGACUCGAUCCGUGUUUUCGAGCGGCGAGAAGCGCCGGGUGGCUGCUGGCUCGAAGAUAGCACACCUCCACCAAACCUGUUGCCCGAAGACCUUGCAGCACUCGCCACUCGCACUGGCGACCUUCCUCUCCAAAUCCCGUCAAAGCUCCCUGCACGGCAAGCAAAGCUCUCUCAAGCGCGCCAUGCCGAGUCCUCUGUGUACCCGUACCUCGAAACCAAUGUCGACCACACCGCAAUGUCGUUCUCGCAAGAAACGAUUCCUGAACAGCGAAGCCAGUUGUCAAUCUCGAAGCAUGGCGACGAUACACCGUUUCGCAGCCACGCUGUGAUUCGCGGAUACAUCGAAUCGCUUGUAAAUCGCAAGGGAUAUGCCAGCUUAGUGUCCUACAACACCAGUAUAGAGCUAGCAGAGAAGGUUGGCAGCGAAUGGAGACUUGUACUGCGGAAGGCUGGCGACAAUCAGCUUGAAGAUGAGUGGUGGGAAGAGGGGUUUGAUGCUGUUAUUGUGGCCAGUGGACAUUUCAACGUUCCAUACAUACCCAAGAUUGAUGGCCUGGACGCCUUCGAACGACUCUGGCCAGGCAGUGUGAAACACAGCAAGAUGUUCCGCGGACGUGACGCUUACAAGAAUAAGAGAGUCAUCAUAGUAGGCGCAUCAGUCUCUGGUGGAGACAUUGCAUACGACCUCGCGGGCAUUGCCAAAGCACCCGUCUACGCUGUCAUUCUCGGACACAAACUGAAUGGCUAUUUCGGCGAUGAGGCAUUCAAGCACCCCAACAUAGCGCAGAAGCCAACAAUAUCACACGUCGACACAUCAGGUGGUCAACGGACCGUACAUUUCACCGACGGCACAUCAGUAAAAGACGUCGACGAAAUCAUCUUCGGUACCGGAUACUCCUGGUCUCUGCCCUUUCUCCCCGACGUCAAGAUCCGGAACAACCGUGUCCCUGGCUUGUACCAGCACGUUGUAUAUCAAAAAGACCCCACCUUGCUCUUCGUUGGGGCUGUGGGCGCCGGUCUCACGUUUAAAAUCUUUGAGUGGCACGCUGUUCUCGCCGCACGCAUACUCGCUGGACGUGCUGUUCUUCCACCGCUUGAAGAGCAGCAGCGAUGGGAGCGCGAGGGUAUUGCAAAGAGGGGUGAUGGUCCAGGGUUCACCAUGGUGUACCCCAACUUUGAAGAAUACUUCGAGGCAGUGAGGAAGAUAGCUGGAGAGCCAGCUCCUGGUCAACCCGGGAGGAGAUUACCGCCGUACGACAAAAGAUGGUUUGAAGCGUUUAUGGCGGGCCAUGAGAGGAGAAAGAAGUGGUGGAGAGAGGAGAACGAAAGGGCAAGGCAAAGAUUGCUGGUUGAUGAGGCGCCUCGCGCAAGGUUGUGA